AUGGCGGGUUGGAAGCUUCCCUCAUGGGCGAUGUCCAAAUCAUUUUGGAUCGCCGUAUCUUCGUCAGUUACUACAGCUGCUGUAAUUUUUGGUACGUUGGAGUCUAGGAAGCAUCGCUCAAUCCAACACUUGCAAUCGAUGAUUGUAAACGAUUCAGGCAAGAGUAUUGAGCUUUCUCCUUCCGGUGCUCUCUUAGAGGAUGGAGAAAACGUUGAUGAAAAUCAAAUUGAAACAGAUGCGAAGAUUCCUUAUGACGAGGACCUAAUUCGCGAGCAGCUCGCUCGCAACUAUGCUUUUUUUGGUGAGGAAGGUAUGACAAACCUUCGUAAUUCCUUCGUUGUAGUCGUAGGUUGUGGUGGUGUUGGUAGCUGGGCAACUGUGAUGUUGGCUCGCUCAGGUGUACAAAAGAUUCGCAUUAUUGAUUUCGACCAAGUUUCUCUUAGUAGUCUUAAUCGUCAUGCUAUUGCCAAUCUUGAGGAUGUGGGUACUCCGAAAACCUUGACUCUAAAGCGAGCUAUUAAGCGUUUUGCUCCAUGGAUUGAAAUUGAGGCUUGUAAUACACUUUACAGUCCUGAGUCCGCUGAUGAACUUCUUUCCGGAAAUCCAUCCUUUGUCAUUGAUGCCAUUGAUAAUAUUCAAACGAAAGUGGAUUUAUUGGCUUAUUGCUACUAUCACCAGAUUCAAGUUAUUGCUUCCACCGGCUCUGCUUGUAAAUCCGAUCCCACUCGUAUGAACAUUGCCGAUAUUUCUGCUACCGCUGAGGACCCCUUGUCUCGUGCCACUCGCCGAAGAUUGAGACUUAAGGGAGUUAUGGAAGGGAUUCCUGUUGCCUUCUCUUCUGAAAAACCAGAUCCUCGUAAAGCUACUCUGCUACCUUUAGCUGAAGAAGAGUUUGAAAAAGGAGAUGUCGAUCAAUUAAGUGCUUUACCGGAAUUUCGCACCCGUAUCCUUCCCGUAAUUGGACCCAUGCCUGGUAUUUUUGGUCUUACUCUUGCUACUCAUGUUUUAACGAGAAUCGCAAAGUAUCCUAUGGAUCCCAUUUCCACUCAAGUUCGUCCUCGUCUUUACGAAGAAGCCGUAAAGCGUUUACACGCUGAAGCCAGAAAUGCAAAUGUACGUUUAGACAAAACUUUUAAUUCCUCCGAAAUGUCUUAUAUUAUUGAAGAAGUAUACUGUGGUCGAAGUGCCCUUAUCCCCCGUGAGACUCAAAAAGUAAGUGUGGUCCGAUGGAACCCUCACUUGCCUUUCGAGCAUACAAAUCUUGUAGCUAUGACAAGAGACGAAGCACGUAAGCAUGAAGCUACUGUUUUAGACACUCAGGUUGAUCCCUCCACCGUCUAUCCUAAAGAGGUCAUCGACGUCGUCAAUAAGUUCUUGCACCGUUUGAGAAUCUGGAAGAUGCUUUAUUAA
Schizosaccharomyces osmophilus is the source of this 1410-nucleotide messenger RNA. It is a transcript of the gene tcd1, whose product is annotated as tRNA threonylcarbamoyladenosine dehydratase Tcd1. The record is from RefSeq and is a predicted model, not a curated record. Gene Ontology annotation, molecular function: tRNA threonylcarbamoyladenosine dehydratase activity; ubiquitin-like modifier activating enzyme activity. Gene Ontology annotation, cellular component: mitochondrial outer membrane. Bases 1 to 1410 code for a protein of 469 amino acids. The transcript has a single exon. Gene Ontology annotation, biological process: cyclic threonylcarbamoyladenosine biosynthetic process. Lineage: Eukaryota; Fungi; Ascomycota; Schizosaccharomycetes; Schizosaccharomycetales; Schizosaccharomycetaceae.